Messenger RNA from Ruditapes philippinarum (Manila clam), 1110 nucleotides. Its product is annotated as alpha-(1,3)-fucosyltransferase C-like. Gene Ontology annotation, cellular component: membrane. The record is from RefSeq and is a predicted model, not a curated record. The transcript has a single exon. Gene Ontology annotation, molecular function: alpha-(1->3)-fucosyltransferase activity. NCBI's taxonomy places the organism in Eukaryota, Metazoa, Mollusca, Bivalvia, Venerida, Veneridae. The coding region runs from base 1 to 1110 and encodes 369 amino acids.
AUGAAUAUUGUGUUUUCUGCUUUACUAUUAUACUAUUUUAUUAUUCGGCCGUUACCUGCAGGACGUUCUAUACAAAAAGGAUUUUACAUAAUAGAGAAUCUGACUGAUUUAAAUCUGAAAUCAGAAAAUGAUUGUGUAAACAAUUCAAGAAGUUCAAAACUUAUCAUUUUGUUUAAUGAAGAAAGAAAACGGAAACAUCUGUACGACCAAUAUCCGACUUUAGAUUCGUGCAGUUGUAGUAAUUGUGAGUUUACUACAAAUCAGAAUGGUCUCCAGUCUGCUGAUGCUGUAAUAUUUAACAUAGGAAUAAGAAAUGAAAGAAUGGGAACUGAGCCACCUAUUCCUGGCUAUCUAAGAAAUGCCAAUCAAGUGUGGAUAUUUGUUUCUAAUUUUCCUCCUGUUGAUUAUUAUAAUUUAGAUUAUGAACGCGAGUCUUGGUAUAAUACAAUGAACUGGUCAAUAUCGUACACACUUAACUCUGACAUAGUAGACGCGAGAGGAUAUCUUUUACCGCAGGAUGUCAUACCCGGAAAGGAUUAUAAAUAUGUGUACAAUAGAAAAACCAGAAAUGCACUUUGGCUUGUCAGACAAUGCCAAUCAUCAAGUGCUCGAAGACAAUACAUUACAGAAAUGACCAACCAUGGAUUUGAAGUAGAUAUGCUAGGUGUAUGUGGAAAUGAUGGGCUGGAAGUCAAAGAUCUUUAUAAGAUCAUUCCUAAAUAUAAAUUCUACCUUGCAUUUGAAACCGCAUUAUGCGAUGAUUUUAUUUCCGAAAAGUUUUUUCGUAAUUACAAUCACGACUGGAUCAUUGUUGUUAGAGGAGGAGCAGAUUAUCAUAAACUUAUUCCAACAAAUACGUACAUUAACACGGCAGAUUUUAAAGAUAUUUCCAGUUUAGUAGCAUACCUCAUGAAGUUAGGAAGCAGUGAACAAGAUUAUAUCAACUUUUUGCAAAGUAAGGAUCGAUAUAAAAGCAUUGUUAAUGAUCCGGACGCACUUAAAUGCGAAAUUUGUAAAAGACUAAAUAAUUUACCAAAGUAUAGAAAAACAUUUUCUAGAAUGGAUAUGCAUACAAAUAUCAGUCAAUGUAGAAGACCAAAUGAUUUAUGA